Funneliformis mosseae is the source of this 1869-nucleotide messenger RNA. Lineage: Eukaryota; Fungi; Glomeromycota; Glomeromycetes; Glomerales; Glomeraceae. The record is from the annotation of a GenBank genome assembly.
AUGGCGUUAUAUAAUUUUAAGCGGAUUCAGCCGAUUCCACCGGCUAAUGAUUUUUUGGAUAUCGUACUUUCAAAAACUCAAAGAAAAACUCCAACCGUUAUUCAUAAGAAUUAUAAAAUUGGAAGGAUAAGACAAUUUUACAUGCGUAAAGUUAAGUUUACGCAAGACAGCUUCGAGGAAAAAUUAAAAGCAAUGCUCGAAGAGUUUCCUAAACUCGAUGAAAUUCAUCCAUUCUAUUCAGAUUUGAUGAAUGUAUUAUAUGACAAAGAUCAUUACAAGUUAGCAUUAGGUCAAAUAAAUACCGCACGCCAUAUAAUUGAUCAAGUCGCCAAGGAGUACGUCCGUUUAUUAAAAUUCGGUGAUUCAUUAUACCGAUGCAAACAAUUAAAAAAGGCCGCACUCGGAAGAAUGGCCACUAUAAUGAAACGCCAAAAGGAUAGUUUAGCUUAUUUGGAACAAGUUCGUCAGCAUUUGUCUCGUCUUCCUUCAAUUGAUCCAAAUACUAGAACACUCUUGAUUUGUGGUUAUCCAAAUGUUGGAAAAUCAAGUUUCAUGAAUAAAAUUACUAGAGCAGAUGUCGAUGUACAACCCUACGCUUUUACAACAAAGUCAUUAUUUGUUGGACAUAUGGAUUAUAAAUAUCUUAGAUGGCAGGUAAUCGAUACACCAGGUAUAUUAGAUCAUCCACUUGAGCAAAUGAAUACUAUUGAAAUGCAGUCGGUUACGGCGUUAGCGCAUCUUCGUGCUUGCAUCAUGUUUUUUAUGGAUCUUUCAGAACAAUGUGGAUAUAGUGUUAAAGAUCAGAUUACAUUAUACCAAAAUGUAAAGCCUUUAUUUGUUAAUAAACCGACAUUCAUUGUUAUAAAUAAAAUUGAUAUCACGCGUCCGGAAGAUUUACCCGAAGAUGAACAACUAAUGUUAAAAGAAAUUGCCGAAAAAGAAGGUGUUCAGAUAGUUCAAUUGAGUUGUUAUACAGAUGAAGGGGUCAUGGACGUGAGAAAUGCUGCGUGCGAUAAAUUGUUGGCGGCUCGUGUAGAUUUUAAGCUUAGAGGAAAUAAAAUCAACGAGGUCAUUAACAAGAUCCAUCUUGCUGAGCCAUUAGCACGUGACGAUAUACCACGUCCACCCGUUAUCCCUGAACAAGUUAAGGGUAGACCAUUAUAUGAUAUUAAAGAUCCUAAAAGACGUCAAUUGGAGAGAGACUUGGAAGCUAAUGGUGGCGGACCGGGUGUAUAUAAUAUUGAUUUAAAUAAGAAAUAUCAAUUGAAAAACGAUGGAUGGAAAUAUGACGUCGUUCCAGAAAUUAUGAAUGGCAAGAAUGUAAUGGACUUUGUUGACCCUGAAAUUGCAGAAAAAUUGGAUGCACUAGAGCGCGAGGAAGAAAAAUUCACCGCUGAGGGAUAUUAUGAUUCUGCAGAAGAAAUGGUACGAAAUAAAACUCAUAGAGCUAGCAAGAUGAUGAAAAAUCGUCCUAUUAUGCCUAGAACCGCAAUAACAAAGUCUAUUAAAGAAGUUGAAGAGCAAUUAGGUCAAUUAGGGUUGGAUACAAGUGCAAUACGUGCACGUAGUCUAACUAGGAAACGCAAAAGGUCAGAGACAGAUGAUAUGGAUAUUGAUAAUUCACAAUCAUCUACACAAGGAUCACGUUCUAAAAGUGCAGUUCGUUCGAAAAGUGCUGUACGUGAUCGCAGUGUUGCUGGAUUAGCCGAUACUAAGGAACUAAAAGAAACUCAGAAACGAAAGAAACUGUCCCAAAGGAAACCUAAUUUGUUUGCUAAAGUUGGAGAGUCUGAUAGAAGUAUUAAAGUUAAGAGACCUAAACAUUUAUUCAGUUCUAAAAUGUCUAAUGGAAAGAAAGACUGGCGUUAA